This is a messenger RNA of Strongylus vulgaris, 467 nucleotides long. NCBI's taxonomy places the organism in Eukaryota, Metazoa, Nematoda, Chromadorea, Rhabditida, Strongylidae. The record is from the annotation of a GenBank genome assembly.
AUGCGACUCGUUGAGUAUCCUCAGAAUGGGCGAGUACUCAGGAGAUGGACUUAUGAGCGAUGUGGUGAUGGUUCCAGGAUGACAUCUGACGUCUUUUCUCAAGGGCUGGUACGUUUUCCUCUAGUCAAAUCUUGUUAUAGACCUGGUCCGCUGUCUCCGGUGGCGCACAAUAUCAAACAAGAACGGAUAUUUAAACGAGAAAAGAAACUUGUGGAAGAAGAAGCUGCCGAAGAAUUUCAAGAUAGGAAUAAGGUGCGAGGAAAAGGGGCCAAAAACGAAGCUGAAUCGAAAGAGCCUCGAAAAGCAUAUGCGCAACUGAGUACAGCAGAACGUAGGAGGCUUAGCAAAGAGCCAACUGAUUUGCACAUCAACGAAGGUGCUGCUCUGAAAGAGAUGAGUAAGCUCUAUCGAGAUUUGCUGGAAAGAUUUGAAAAUCUGAAGCAGAAGCAAGAAUCUCAGGUUUGAUU